Molecule: messenger RNA, 1731 nt
Organism: Carassius gibelio (silver crucian carp)
Lineage: Eukaryota; Metazoa; Chordata; Actinopteri; Cypriniformes; Cyprinidae
Product: serine/threonine-protein kinase pim-2-like
Exons: 8
Coding region: 1-1149 (382 amino acids)
Biological process (GO): protein autophosphorylation; regulation of mitotic cell cycle; negative regulation of apoptotic process
Cellular component (GO): cytoplasm
Molecular function (GO): protein serine/threonine kinase activity; ATP binding
Source: RefSeq, a predicted model, not a curated record
AUGGGACAGCGAAAUUCUCGUGUUAUUCCGGUAAAUGAUGGCGCGGUGUACGAUCACCAUCCCAGUACACCCCCAACACCCGACACCGACAAGGCGGAGCAACACUUCCAUCCGUGCGAUGAGCCGCCUGUCGAUGCCGGUGAGGGAGACGCCCAGAGGAGGGAGGAGGAGGAGCGGAGGGAGGCAUGGGGUGAGGAGGAGGAGGAGAUGAAGAAGAAGAGGAAAAAGAAGUUCUGGAGGCUGCCCUCUUUCCUCAAAGCUGCCAGAAAACACCUCAAGGUGAUCCGACCGAGUCAGACUGAGGUGCAGCUUAUUGAGCCACCAUCGCCAGCCAGCAGCGCUGAUGAUGACAUUAUGUGCCGCUAUGAGCUCGGUGAUCGUCUGGGGGUAGGCGGGUUUGGUGUCGUUCAUGAAGCGAGUCGUGUGGAGGAUGGCCUUAAGGUGGCAUUGAAAGACGUCAUGAAGACCCAUGACAUGGAAUAUCUAACUAUUCCUGGUCAUCCAAACCCCCUCCCAGUGGAGAUCGCCCUUACACUCUUGGCCAACAAGGGACCCAGCGCACCAGAGAUUAUAAAGCUGCUGGACUGGCAGGACCAACGGGACAACUAUGUCAUGGUCCUCGAGUGUCCGUCACCGUGUGAGAACUUAGUCAGUUUCUUGGAGGGCCACGGAGGAAGAAUCGAAGAAGGUUUAGUUCGGCACAUCAUGCGGCAGGCAACGCGGGCGGCUCGCACAUGUUGUCGCCGUGGGGUAUUCCAUGGAGACAUAAAGUUGGAAAACUUCAUUGUGAGCAAGGACACCCUGCAGGUCAAGUUGAUCGACUUUGGGUGUGGGGACCUCAUGAGAAAGUCUGCCUACACGACAUUUCCAGGCACCAUGGAGUACUACCCUCCUGAGUACAGGGUCAAGGGCAAGUACCAUGCGAAGUCUGCAAUGUCGUGGUCUCUUGGGGUCAUCUUGUUCACAAUGCUUUGCGGCCGUUUUCCAACUGGCAAUGACCUGCAGAAGACCGAACUAAACCUUUGGUCAGAGCCUGGACUGUCAAAGGACUGCUGCAGUUUGAUCUGUAGUCUGCUCCAGCAUAAAACUAAGCGACGGCUCGGUCUGGGGAAGAUCCUUCAACACGACUGGUUUCAGGUCUCCAUAUAAGUCGUGGCGAAAAGGAGCUUCGACCCCAGACAUUUCCCAGUCUCCUGUCAGCUUUGCAUCUUGACGGCUGGCAGGAAGACUGUUCAUUCCUCUGUGAAUCCUCUGCAUCUUGCGGAGCCGGCAGGCCAUGGUUGCAUCUUAUGCUAUGGCCAGAAGCAGCAGUAUUGCGUCUGUCAUUACUGCUUGCUUGGGGAUGUGUAUAUAUGUAUAUAGUUUUUUUUCUCAGAGCCUGCAUGGUCUAAAGGUAAGAUCUUCAUUUAAAUUUGUUCUUCCAGAGUAGACCUCACAUCUAAAUAGCGCAAAUGUAAAAGCUUCAGGUCAUAAUCAGAUGUCUUUCCCAUGUUUCUGCACAGAAUGCUGCUGAACCAGAGGUUCCUGCCAUGGACAGCUUAAAGGCAUGUAAUGGGCUUCCUCGUCUCAGAGCUCCACUGCCCUGGUUCCUCAGCGGUUCCUCUCAUGGCUACCCACAAGUCCAAGGUUUGAUGUCCCAGAGGUUCCUUCUACGGUGCUCCAGGUCUCUCAGUCUUGCUGCUCUGGUACCAGAACUUCCUGUAGUGGCUACCUGGUCUUCAACACCUUGUC